AACAACAACAAAUCAAAACCCAACACAGGCAAAGUACUAUGACAGGGGCUGCUCCUGUCUCUGAUUGGUUUUUAAUUAUGUAGAGAAGGAGAAGACGUAUGGUCUUAUGCAAAGGGACUUCCUCACAUGUUCCAGCAGGGUGGUGUAUUCUACAAUAUUAUGAAGAAAACGAUGGGCAUGAUUGAUGGCAAACAUUGUACUUUUCCACAUCUACCUGGCAAAACCUUUGUUUUUAAUGCUUCUGAAGAUAGACUGGAGUUGUGUGCCGAUGCUGCAGGACAUUUCCCCAUUGGUCCUGAUGUUGAAGAUUUAGUUAAAGAGGCUGUAAGUCAGGUUCGAGCAGAGGCUACUACAAGAAGUAGGGAAUCAAGCCCCUCGCAUGGGUUAUUAAGACUAGGUAGUGGUGGAGUAGUGAAAAAGAAAUCUGAGCAACUUCACAAUGUAACUGCCUUUCAGGGAAAGGGGCAUUCUCUAGGAACUGCAUCCAGUAACCCGCACGUUGAUCCCAGAGCUAGGGAAACUCUGGCUGUAAGGAAGCAUAACACAGGGACAGAUUUUAGUAAUAGUUCCAUUAAAACAGAGCCUCCUGUGUUCACAGCUGCUCCUAGUAACAGUGAGCUUAUUCGAAUAGCUCCUGGAGUAGUAACAAUGAGAGACGGCAGGCAGCUUGAUCCUGAUGUGGUUGAGGCCCAGCGAAAAAAAUUGCAGGAAAUGGUUUCUUCUAUUCAGGCUUCAAUGGACAAGCACUUGCGGGAUCAAAGUACAGAGCAGACACCAUCUGAUCUUUCUCAAAGAAAAGUAGAAGUUGUGAGUUCUCCUGUGAGGCAUGGGAGUCUUCAGACUGGUUUGCCUGAGUCUUUUUCUUUAACUGGUGGCACUGAGAAUUUGAGUACUGAAACAACUGAUAGUUGUUUGGCAGAUAACCUGGAAGCAGCAUUUGCCACAAGUUCAAAAGCACAAAAAGAAAAUUCCAUGGAGGAACCUGAAGAGAUGGAUAGUCAAGAUGCUGAGACGACUAACACAGCUGAGCCAAUGGAUCACUCUUGAUUGAAUUAGAGGCUAAUAAAGGCAGAGUGUUUAUUGUGAAUAUGUAAUAUUUGUUGGCUGGGCCACAUAACUUGAGUAGUCAUUAAAAAUCUUGUACGUAUAUAAUUCAAAGAUUAUAUCUUGUUAUUCAGUGCAUGAUAGCAAGUGUGUGAUUGGCAAUAGCUUUUAAUAUACUGCUGCCCAGGCUGGCUCUGAAUUCUUGUAAAUUAGUUUAGAUCUAUUGAAAGAGUUUCUUCCAUAUAUGGUGGUUCAUUGGAAGUUCUUUGUCAUUUUAAUUCCACGAAAGUCUUAAUUUUCAGACAUGAAAAUUCUCUUGCUAAAUGUUUCAUUUCUGCAAAGACCAGAAUUGAAGAGAAAGUGAGAGUUUGCACAUGUUGUUAUCAAGGUAGCCAUCCUACAUGUCAUGAGAAUGUCGAUUUCAAGUUUACCUGAACUAAAUGUAUCUUAAAAUACAUAAAACACUUUUAGACUACUUAAAAGUUAUAACAUUAUAGAAACAGCUAUUGUUGGCAAAAAUAUCUUGACAGUAGAGUGUAAUGACACAACAUUUUCCUGAUUUGAGCUAAGUUGGGAAGAACGAUCUAUCUUAGUAUGAUAAAGGCAGUAUGAUUCAGUUAGUUGGUCUGAGCCAAUAUGGCCAGUUGUGUGCUCUUGUUGAUAAUAUGUUGCCAUUAUUUUUUUAAUCUUGGCCUUGUCAAGUUCCACCUGUUGUUUUUUAAAUCUUGCAUAAAAGAGAAUUACAAUUUGUUUUAGAAAAUUUAAAAAUAAUGGUAGCAGUAGUUAAUUUGUAACUUGCAGAGUAUGUCAGAGUCACAGAGAAUUUAUCUUUAUGAAUGGGUUACAUUGUUCUACAGUUUUGACACAGUGGUGUUUAAGCCUAUAUAUGCUAAAUGUCUCUGAGCCCCUUUGAACCAAAAAUGUUUCCUUUUUUUUCUUAGAUUUUCUGUAAGAUUUUCUUUGUGUUGGCUUCACUUGAGUUUGGAUGCACAGUUUACUGCCACAUACCGUGAGCAACUGACCAUUUGCUUAAACAUUGCAUCAUUAACUCUUGAGUGCCAGUUCCCUCGAAGCAGCUUUCAUGCAUAUUCUUUAAAAGCAGAGUGUAUACUCCUGAGAUUGGUACUGCACUAUUGUAUUCUGUUCUGCAGAUCUGUAUUUGUAAAUGUAUUUCAGUCCAUCAUCUUCCCUUGUUUACAGAAAUUAAGUUGAAUUUGAAUGAAUGAAACAAAUGUAUGUUAAUAUAAUCUCUUAGAGCAUUCAAAGCCUGGCUGUCUCUGUUUGCACAUGUAACAGAUGCAGAACUGUUUGCAAUUCUACAAAACUAUAUGUCAGAAAAUACAUUAUCAGGUGUUUAAAAAAAUCUCUACCUGUUCAUUGGAAAGGGAUAUAAGAUGUACUUUAACUUUUUCUAGCUAAGGGAGGUUUUGGUCUUUUUCUGUGACAGUAUCUUUAACAGAAUCCAAAUACUAAUUACCCCACUAUGUUGAAAAAGGAAGGAACGGAGAAUCUAAACGUUUACAAAUGUAGCUGAGGUUAAGAUAAUGUACAACACACACACACACACACACACACACACACACACACACACACCCCUCUGGAUUAGUGUUUAUCAUAUCACAUGCUUUGCAAUAUUUUAUCUUCAUUCGUCCAUUUCUAAAUUUACUUUCACACACUUUAUAUCAAAGUACCAGGAAAAUUUAGAACUUUUAUAUUGUAUACUAAGUUUUGCAUGAAGUAAAAGAGAGCUACCAAAAUUCUUAACAAUUAGCCGUGCUUUAAAUCAAUCUCACCCCCCCCCAUCAAUUCACUCACCACUAUCAUUAUUUUGGCUUAUUAAGCCACUGAAAUAUUCUUUAAAAUUUUUUUUCCUGGCUUAAGUACAAGAAAACUAUUCAAUAAACAGAAAGUGUACUGCUUUAAAUAAAUUAUAUAAUCACUCUGCUUUAACAGAUGCUCUUCUGUGGCUUGGUAUGUUUAGUUAAUAACUGGCAGGAUAUCAAAGCAUUAGAAUAUCAGAAACAAAUUUUGUUUUUUCUGGACAUGGUCUUACUAUGUAGCCCUGGCUGGCCUGGAGCUCACUAUGUAGGUCAGGCUGGCCUUAAACUCACAGAGAUCUGCCUACCUCUGCCUCCCAAGUUCUGGGACUAAAGGCAUAGACUUACCAUGCCUGGCUAGAAACAAAUUUUAUCUCCAUAUUGAAUACUUGAAUUUAGUGUAAAUUAUGCACAUGUGAACAUUAGAAGAUGGGCUUAGUCUCUGACAAUACUUCAUUGUCUCUAGUGACAGUAGUGGUAUUUAGGGUUAGAAACUUAACUGGGUAUAAAUAACAGUUUGGGUUCUCCCUUGAUAAAAAAUAACAAACAAAAAACAGGCUUGCGAAUUCAUCAGAAUUCUCAAACAUACUUUAAAUCAGAUGAAAUUUGAAUUAGUGGUUUUGGCUAAGUUUUGAGAGGGUUUGUUUUAAACGUCAUCUUGUAUUUAUGUAAGUGUAGAUGAUUUUUUACCAUUGUGAUACCACUGUACUGCAUCAGCGGAGCACAACAGCUUGUGAUAGCAAGUAAAAGUGUUUCUUAGCCCUAGAUGUGGCAUUAUAACUGUAAUUCAAACCAAUUCAGUUAUAUUUUUGGUAUUUCUCUGAACACUGAAGUAAUAUUGUAAAUAUUUCUCUACAGUAACCCAUUCUGUAAUCAUACCAAGUUUGAGUUGACAGCCCAAAGUCCAGGCAGUUAAAGGUGGUGUAUGUCCAGAAAGCUGGUAAUGAAUGGUGGUUCAAUGAAAGGAAAUAAGACACUGCCAAGUAUUAUGACUAGUAUUCAAUUAGCUCCAAGGGAAUGGUUACUCAGGAACUAAAGAACAAGCUUAGAUAGCCCAUUCCUUUCCCAUCCCUUAAACUAUGUUUCAGGUGUUUAUUGGAAAUUAUUAGGAAAGAGGCCUGAGAAAUUUAGCAAAUGCUAAUAUUUGAAAUUUGCUUUAUACCUUCCUGUGGUUUUUAAUUUGGUUUUUACAAUUAAGCUUUACUACUAGCAGUUGAAAUUGUGUUGUGGAAUGUGCCUGUGAGACUAGCCACAGGUCAUACAAGUCUUCUGUUUUGUUUUUUGAGACAGGUUUUUUUCUGUGUAGCCUUGGCUAUCCUGGAACUCACUCUGUAGACCAGGCUGGCCUUGAACUCAGAGAUCCACCUGCCUCUGUCUCUCACGUGCUAGGAUUAAAGACAUGUGCCACCACCACCUGGCUACAGGUUUUUUUUGUUUUUAUUUUUCAACACAGGGUUUCUCUGUGUAGCCCUGGCUGUCCUGGAACUUGCUCUUACAUGUUUUUAUUGCCAUUAUUUUAAGGAUCAUCUUCAUUGGAUAUUAACAGUGUCUUACAUAGGGUCUCUUACCUCAGGGAAGAUCAUUUACUAGCAACUCCUAUUAUUGACCAGUUUUGGAGAAUUACUUUGAUAUAUCACAUGUUAACUACCGAAUGCAAAAAAGUAUUGUUUUAUGUAGUUACCUGCUGUCUGCUACUGAACAUUUCUCUAGAUAUUUAGGACCUUACUAAUAAGUAACAUUUAGAUAUGAAAUAAACAUCUAAGUUCUGUCACUAGUUAUACUCAUCACUAUAGUGAUAGUAUAAUUUUUUAUUUUAGAACAUUAAUAAAGUUUUGUCCUCAUUUUUCAACAAUCUAAUUGGCCCAAACUUAAAAUACUCAAGUGCAAAUCUUGUGCUUUUUUUCCCCAUAGAUCUAAAAGCAAGGUCUCCACCUUAAGAUUCUUAUAAAAGCAGAGCCCUUGCAACAUUGGUUUUAAUUCCACUCAUUUUAACGUAGACUUAAAGUUACCUUUUAUAACAGAAAUAGAUGCAUAUUCUAGGUUGGCUAGAUGUUCUACUUUCCAAGACUGUCAUUUAACAAAAUUGUACAACACAGAGGCUUUUCACAAUUUGAUUAUUUUUUCAAACAAGAACAACUCAUGAAAAUAGGCCAUAGUAGCAAAAUCUGUAUUUAAAGAAUAAAAUAACGAAGGGGAGACAGAUCACUAAUGUCACAGAGUUAAUUGCAAGUUCUGCCAUUCUUUGAGAUGCCAAGUGUUUCAGUUCAUAUUUAAUGAUACUCAAAUCGUGGAAAUUUUAACGUUUGUUCCAAAAUAGCAGAAACUGUAAAAAAAAAAUUGUGAAUUAUUGGAUAAAAUGCCAUUACUUGUAUAUCUUACAUUUAAAGUUUUUAAUUAUGGAGUUGACAUGUUUUUGUAGUAUAAUACAAUGACUAUUCUCUUGUAAAAGAAAAGGAAAAACUAGUAAAGAGAAGAAAAAGUUUUAA
Molecule: messenger RNA, 5347 nt
Organism: Peromyscus eremicus (cactus mouse)
Lineage: Eukaryota; Metazoa; Chordata; Mammalia; Rodentia; Cricetidae
Gene: Vcpip1
Product: valosin containing protein interacting protein 1
Exons: 3
Coding region: 127-1047 (306 amino acids)
Biological process (GO): endoplasmic reticulum membrane fusion; protein ubiquitination; protein K48-linked deubiquitination
Molecular function (GO): cysteine-type deubiquitinase activity
Source: RefSeq, a predicted model, not a curated record